UAUAGAAGCAAAAGACCGGGCUUAAGGACGGCAAACGUUUACAACUGGUAGAAGAUAGUCAAACGAAUAUAUUAUCAUAGAGACUUCUUACAACAAAACAACAACAUGGAGGCUCCUGCAGUCGUGGAGGCUCAUCAUGCUCCGGAGUUUUUUCCAAGUACUUCUUGGUUAGGUCAGCACGGUCUGGUUAGUGGAGGUGACCAAGGACCGCUGUUCUUAAUGCAGCAACAGCAGCAAUGCAGCUUCGUUUACGAUGCAAGUUCUGUUGCUGGAGGUGGAAUAGUUGUGGCCUCUGGAGACACCGGAGCAGGAGUCUUUGAUAGUCCUGUUCUUCCUGUUGGAUUUGAUGUUCUUGCAGGAAAUGGCGCUCACGUUCUUGAUGUAACAUCUUCAGGGCAUUAUAGCCUACACCCUCCAGCAGGAGGAGAGCAGCAUCAACAAGACCAGCACGACGAAGAUGCUGCUUCACAUCCUUUCCCGGUUACCCGAGAGAGGACAGCGUCUUCUAGUAAUUUCUGGAAGAAUAACUUCUCGUCCAUCAGACCCAAGAAGAAUCCUAAGGGCGAACAUCUCUUAGAAUCCGCUUGGAGUUUCUGGUUUAGCAAGAGGCCGAACAAGCCACAUAUUCGGCCAGUGCUUCCGACAACUACUGAAGUAGAAGAUCAUCAUGUUCACGAUCACACUGCGGAAGAAGAUGUCGUUCACAAUCACACUGCCACUGGGGGAGUAGAAAGUGAUAAUUUUGCUACGACACAACUAGAAGAAGCUAAAAAUGGGAAGCCAAAAGACGGAGAGCCAGAAGAUGAAGCUGCAAAAGUGUUGUCAGACAACGAUGGAUCUGGAUCUUCUUCAAUCAUCCCUGAGGCAAGGCCCAGUCCCUCUUCAGAUCAUAAAGGCAAUGAUGAGGAGCAGUUGCAGCCGAAGGCUAGUACGUCGAGCCAGCAAGAUGAAGUAGAAUGCUCUUGUUCCACUGCUUCGAGUUCUACGGCACUAGCAUCAUCGAAUGGCAAUUAUGGAGAAGCUUCUCGCUGUAGCGAAAGCAAAACAACGAGUGGAACAUCAACAUCAAGUCCAAUGAUCCUUGGGACGCCAACGACAACGGCGAGCUCACCAGGAGAGAAAGCAGCGGAAGACGACUCAAGAAUUGACCCUUCUGAUCAUGUCGUGGUGAAAACAUCAAUAAUUGACCCUUCUAGCCCAAGAGGUGGCGAGGAGCUUGUUCAAGGAAACCAUGUCGAGAUCAGCGUAGGACAGCAAGAAAAGGAGGUUGUUGCAAACAAGAGCAGUACUUCUAGCCCUAGUAGUAGUGGAAGUCGUAUUAAAACAACAACUAGGGAGACGGACCACAGUGAGGAGGAGACUAAAGACGCGAUAGCAAAACCAGGUAUGGCAGCCUUUGUGAAUGCUCCGGUGUUUGAGCCUCCAUCUGGAGGUUCCUUUAGCCAAGAUCACGAGGACCACCGUAAAGACAGUCUCUACCGUAAAGACAGUCUCUACCGUGAGAGUAGAGCAUCCUCUAGUUGUCAACAACAGCAGGUGGCUUUUGAUGCUCAACAUGAUCAGCAGUGGAGCUCAGUCGUAGAGCAAUAUGUUGAACAGCAACAAUUGGAGCAGUUGGACUUUCAACAGCAAGGAAUUCCUAGCAUGUUGUAUAACACAACAGCUUCAACGACAGCAGCGGUAGGACCUCCAGGAGCAGCAGCGGGAUUAGAAGGACAAGAAGCGUCCACCAACACCACGUCAUGGAGCAAUUACAUGUUGAAUAGCAAGACUCCUUCGCAGCUGCGGGAGCAGAAUUAUCACAAACAGACAGUGGAAUUGGGAACUUUCGACACGGUGGAGGAGUUUUUUCGCUACUACUGCUACCUCCGCUCGCCAACCGACAUUGCACGAGACCGCAACCUAGCCUGCUUCCGGAAGGGGACGUCUCCAGCUUGGGAGAAUUUCCCUCAGGGAGGAUGCUGGCUUGUACGCAUCAUGCGAAGCGGAGGACAAGUGCAGGUAUUAUCGGCAUUAGAGCACUUUCUUCAUUAUAUUAAAUACUAAUCAUCAUGGAUCUUCACGAGCACUUUCUUCAUGUUCAUAUAUACCUAAGAUUUCGUUUUGUUUUCAUUUCCUCUUUACUUGGUACUACCUUAUACAUUCAUAGUUUAUAAUUAUGAUGAAUCUUCUAGUGCGAAAUCUAUUUAAUUGUUCAUUGCAAUUCAGGACCGCACCAUCGUCAAUUUGUUCACACCCAAUGAACUACUCCCCAUCUCAUUCUCCACCUGAAUGACAUCAUUCAAUGAUCCACUUUUACAACAACACAGAAACUAAACCGUAUGUGGGAAGCCUUGUUAGUGGCUCUGAUCGGUGAGCGGUUUGAGACCCCUGACGUGGUAGGCGUGGUGCUCUCGAUUCGAAAGUGCGACGUGUUACAGGUGUGGUGCCGAGACAGCAACAGCAAGCUGCAAGUGGGAGAAAGGCUCAAGGAAGUGUUGGACCUCGACGAGCACGCUCUGAUCGAAUACAAGGAGCACGCGGAGAGCAUGCUAGACAAAAGCACCUUCACGAACGCGAAAAACUACAUGUUCGUGUCAGAGCCUUAG
Amoebophrya sp. A25 is the source of this 2588-nucleotide messenger RNA. The record is from the annotation of a GenBank genome assembly. NCBI's taxonomy places the organism in Eukaryota, Dinophyceae, Syndiniales, Amoebophryaceae.